AUGGAACCAAGUUCAACUCUCGUAGCCAAGAAACUAUCUAGCAUGAUACGCGUAGCUCUCUUCAUGAUCCAAAAGGGUAUCUCUAAGAGCAAACUCAUGCUUGAUCUCCACCUCAUUAUGAAACGUGGAAAGAUCUUGGGAAAGGCCUUGAACGAUCUCAUAAUAGAACAUCAAACUGCUCUUAGCUGUCGAUCGCAUGACUUACAUAUGUCAUUCGUAUCUCCUGCUGUAGCAGUGGGCUGUAGACCACAUGAUGUGCAUAUGUCAUUUGUAUCUCCUCGAGAGUACGAGUUCAGUUGCAGUAGCAGUCCAAGUUAUCGACCCUACAACCGUUUCCAAGCCAACGGGCGCAGAACCCAUUCUAAUCAGCGCAAACACAAGGGAUAUUACCAACACACACGCUACAACGCGCCACCGUAUACGUGGAAUGAUGUGGAGUCAGAGGGUGGCGAUGUGACAGAGGGAUCUGUUAAUUUGGCGGGUGGGGGAUUUGGGUGGAGCCCGCUUGUGAGACAGGUUAGGAUAACAGACUCACCAUUCUCUCUAAGGGAUUCUAGUGAUCGUGAAGAUUGCGUAGUGGACAUAGAAGCAGAGAAAUUUAUCGACAGGUUUUACAGGGAGUUGAGGUUACAGAAGAGAGUAGCCGCACGUGAAGCAGCUAAUAACAUGAUUUGA
Molecule: messenger RNA, 675 nt
Organism: Hevea brasiliensis (rubber tree)
Lineage: Eukaryota; Viridiplantae; Streptophyta; Magnoliopsida; Malpighiales; Euphorbiaceae
Exons: 1
Coding region: 1-675 (224 amino acids)
Source: RefSeq, a predicted model, not a curated record